Molecule: messenger RNA, 2395 nt
Organism: Drosophila albomicans
Lineage: Eukaryota; Metazoa; Arthropoda; Insecta; Diptera; Drosophilidae
Gene: CPSF2
Product: probable cleavage and polyadenylation specificity factor subunit 2
Exons: 2
Coding region: 107-2371 (754 amino acids)
Biological process (GO): mRNA 3'-end processing by stem-loop binding and cleavage
Cellular component (GO): mRNA cleavage and polyadenylation specificity factor complex
Molecular function (GO): RNA binding
Source: RefSeq, a predicted model, not a curated record
CAUCGUGGAUUACCGGCUGAUGCUCGCAGCUCAUUUCAUUUGUUUAUUAACAAAAUAAGCAAAUGUAUUGGACUUUUCCUGCAAUUUCUCUCAAAAUACCUUCAAAAUGACAUCUAUUAUUAAGCUGCACACCAUCUCGGGUGCAAUGGACGAGUCGCCGCCCUGCUACAUUCUACAAAUCGACGACGUGCGAAUAUUGUUGGAUUGCGGCUGGGACGAGAAAUUCGAUCCGAACUUUAUCAAAGAAUUGAAAAGACAAGUGCACACUCUUGAUGCCGUUCUACUCUCCCAUCCGGAUGCCUAUCAUCUGGGCGCUUUGCCGUAUCUCGUGGGUAAGCUGGGACUCAAUUGUCCCAUCUAUGCCACGAUACCGGUGUUCAAGAUGGGACAAAUGUUCAUGUACGAUCUAUACAUGUCACACUUUAACAUGUACGAGUUUGACUUGUUUUCGCUGGAUGAUGUGGACACCGCGUUCGAGAAGAUUACACAGCUCAAGUACAAUCAAACGGUUUCACUCAAGGGCAAAGGAUACGGCAUCUCUAUAACUCCACUAAAUGCUGGUCACAUGAUUGGCGGCACUAUCUGGAAGAUAGUUAAGGUCGGCGAGGAGGAUAUUGUCUAUGCCAUUGACUUCAAUCACAAGAAGGAGCGACAUCUCAGCUGCUGUGAACUGGAUCGACUACAGCGUCCAUCGCUUCUCAUCACCGAUGCCUACAACGCACAAUAUCAGCAGGCGCGUCGUCGAGCACGCGACGAGAAACUAAUGACCAACAUUCUGCAGACGGUGCGCAACAAUGGCAACGUACUUAUUGCGGUGGAUACGGCGGGUCGUGUCCUGGAGCUGGCACAUAUGCUGGACCAGCUGUGGAAGAACAAGGAGUCAGGACUGAUGGCUUACUCCUUAGCGCUGCUGAACAAUGUCAGCUACAAUGUGAUUGAGUUUGCCAAGUCGCAGAUUGAGUGGAUGAGCGACAAACUGACCAAAGCCUUUGAAGGCGCACGCAACAAUCCCUUCCAGUUUAAGCACAUUAGUCUCUGUCACACUCUUGCGGACAUCUACAAACUGCCAGCGGGACCAAAGGUGGUCUUAGCCAGCACGCCUGACCUGGAGAGCGGCUUCACCAGGGACCUCUUCAUUCAGUGGGCUGGCAAUCCCAACAAUAGCAUUAUAUUCACCACAAGAACUGGGCCGGGUUCGCUGGCCAUGGAGUUGGUAGAGAACUACACGCCUGGCAGACAAUUGGAAUUGGAUGUACGGCGACGCGUUGAGCUGGAGGGCAAUGAGCUGGACGAAUAUCUGCGCACGCAGGGCGAGAAACUUAAUCCACUCAUAGUCAAGCCCGAGGUGGAGGAGGAAAGCAGUUCAGAAUCCGAGGAUGACAUUGAGAUGAGUGUCAUCACGGGCAAACAUGACAUUGUAGUGCGUGCCGAGGGUCGCCAUCAUUCUGGCUUCUUCAAGUCGAAUAAAAGGCAUCAUGUAAUGUUUCCCUAUCACGAGGAGAAGAUCAAAUACGAUGACUAUGGCGAGGUGAUCAAUCUGGAUGACUAUCGCAUUGUGGACGCUGGCUACGAUUAUGCGAAUGCCGACGAGCAGAACAAGGAGAAUGUCAAGAAGGAGGAACCACAUGUGGAGCAGCAAACGAAUGGCAACGUGGACAACGAUGUGCAGCUGCUGGAGAAGCCCACCAAGCUGAUAAGUCAACGCAAAACCAUCGAGGUCAAUGCACAAAUUCAACGCAUCGAUUUCGAGGGACGUUCCGAUGGCGAAUCGAUGCUCAAGAUUCUAUCACAGCUGCGCCCGCGUCGCGUUAUCGUGGUGCAUGGCACCGCCGAAGGCACUCAAGUGGUUGCCAAGCACUGUGAGCAGAAUGUGGGUGCUCGUGUCUUUGCGCCCCAAAAGGGCGAGAUCAUCGAUGUGACCACCGAAAUUCACAUUUACCAAGUGCGCCUGACCGAAGGCCUCGUCUCGCAGCUGCAGUUCCAGAAGGGCAAAGAUGCCGAGGUGGCCUGGAUCGAUGGUCGCCUUGGCAUGCGUCUCCAAGCCAUCGAUGCGCCCAAUCAAUCUGAGGUCACCGUUGAACAGGAUGUUGCUGUACAAGAGGGCAAAACUCUGACACUGGAGACACUCGAGGUGGACGAGAUUCCAGUGCACAACUCGGUACUGAUCAAUGAACUCAAGUUGUCCGACUUUAAGCAGGUUCUCAUGCGCAACAACAUCAACUCGGAGUUCUCCGGCGGCGUUCUCUGGUGCUGCAAUGGCACGUUGGCGCUGCGACGAGUUGAUGCCGGCAAGGUGGCCAUGGAGGGCUGCAUCUCCGAGGAUUACUACAAGAUUCGCGAACUACUUUACGAGCAAUAUGCAAUUGUUUAAGAAAUACACAAAUUACAAACCAAU